Messenger RNA from Gossypium raimondii (Peruvian cotton), 918 nucleotides. RefSeq names its product probable ubiquitin-conjugating enzyme E2 18. NCBI's taxonomy places the organism in Eukaryota, Viridiplantae, Streptophyta, Magnoliopsida, Malvales, Malvaceae. The coding region runs from base 195 to 743 and encodes 182 amino acids. The transcript has 7 exons. The record is from RefSeq and is a predicted model, not a curated record.
CCAAUCCUCUCCAUGCCACGUUGAUCGACCGAUUUACGACUCAUUUUGUGACAUUUUUCUGGCUCCUUCGAUUUACUGACAUUUUUCUCCAAAAUUCUCGAGCAAUAGUAAUUGACAUUUACAGCCUAGUCUAUAAAUUACAGCAGAUGGCACCGUCGUUUUUCAUUUUUCUCUAGCUCGCUCGCGCAGAAGCCAUGACUAGCUCCUCAGCUCAUUCACGCAAGGCUUUAAGCAAGAUCGCAUGUAAUAGACUCCAGAAAGAAUUAGUGGAAUGGCAAGUUAAUCCACCCACUGGAUUCAAGCAUAAAGUCACUGAUAAUCUCCAAAGAUGGAUAAUCGAAGUCAACGGAGCCCCUGGAACGCUUUAUGCUAACGAAACUUAUCAGCUUCAGGUUGAUUUUCCUGAGCAUUAUCCUAUGGAGGCACCCCAGGUGAUUUUCAUUCCUCCUGCGCCAUUACAUCCUCACAUUUAUAGCAAUGGACAUAUUUGUUUAGCUGAUGGAGAACGUUUAUUUCAGAAGUUUGCAGAACGUGAUAUGAUUAUUUGUAAUCAUAAUUAUAUUCUGUAUGAUAGCUGGUCCCCAGCCAUGACUGUAAGUUCUAUCUGCAUCAGCAUUCUCUCCAUGUUAUCAAGCUCAACUGCCAAGCAAAGGCCGGCUGAUAACGAUCGAUAUGUUAAGAACUGUCGCAAUGGCAGGUCUCCCAAGGAGACGAGAUGGUGGUUCCAUGACGAUAAAGUAUAAUAAUAUGAACUUAUUGUCCAUAAUCUGUGUAUAAAAACUGAGGCUACAGGGAUAGGUAAUCGUUUACAUUUGUCAUGCUGUGUAUGAAAUUAUGAAUUAAACGUAGAUUUAUUUUGAAUAUUGUUACCUAAUGCAAGAAGCAGACUGAACAAUAUAAACCUUUCUUUUCUUCUAA